CACAACUUUGCCCAAGCGGCCUAAUGACAGACCAAAUCAAACCGCACACAGACUGCAGUUUUCUAGAACCUUUUUGUACCCCUCUUUUUAUAAAUAAUAAUUAAAUAAACAAAUGUAAGGACGUUAGAUAAUGCAGUAUGAUCGCGGAAGUGUUUCUCUUGUUUGGAGGUUUUGUGCUCAAAUGGACUGUUCAAGCUCAGUUUGGAAGCAUAGCCAUAGGUGUAGGAAUGGGAGAUGAAAGAAAUAAUGACGGCAAUACAGAUUUCAAGGGAUCAUGUCCGCCAAACACCACAUGCGUGCCUAUAGGCCUGUGUCCACUGCUGGGAGAUCUGAUGGAUUACUCCUGCUUUUCAUCAGACAAAUACUUCCACCGCCUGAACGAGUUAACGUGCGGGCAUUCAAACGGCGAGGAUUACGUCUGCUGUCCGUCCUGUGACUGCGGCAAGGUCUACCAGGAUGGCACUGAGCGAUGCGGCCGAAGCAUGGUCCAAGGCGUUGGUUAUAAAGGGCUAGGGGCACAUCCAUGGGUGGCGAGGAUUGGCUUUACACAAAAAGAAAGUGGCAUCGUAAGGUUUGCCUGCAGUGGCUCUGUCAUUUCAAAACGAGUGGUACUCACAGCAGCGCAUUGCGCAUUGGCCAAGCCUGAGGGGUACAAGCUGUCAACAGUAGUCGUUGGAGAGUACGACACAGCUCGGAGCCCCGACUGCAACGAUUUCUUCUGUGCGCCGCCCGCGCAGGCCAUCAAGGUUGAGAACGUCGUCGUUCACCCCGGGUAUGAGAAAAAGAUCUUCCGACAUGACAUCGCGCUCAUUGUGCUGCAAGAAGAUAUUAAAUAUUCUGUAUCUGUAGCGCCGAUCUGCUUGAACGACAGGACGGAAGUCGUAAUAAAUGAGCGCGCUUUGCUGGUCGGAUGGGGCAAAUUAUCUGGGCAGAACAACUUGGUGACCAGGCAGCAGCAGCUUGAAGUCCCACUGGUCUCACUGGAGAUGUGUGAGCGCGUCUUUGGGGACUCUGUCCCUAUACAAGAAGGGGAGCUGUGUGCCGGUGGCGAAGAAGGAAGGGACGCCUGCUCUGGCUUUGGAGGGGCGCCGCUGUUGCUCAACCGAGAUGGACAAUAUUACCAGGUGGGCAUAGUGUCGUUCGGGUCAGAAAACUGCGGGAGCGAGGGCGUCCCCAGCGUCUACACAAACAUCGCGCACUACCACCAAUGGAUCGUCGACAAUUCGCCUUCCUGAUCCACAUUAUGCAAUAAGUACAACAUUAACAAUACUGAAGAUCUUAAAAUAAAGAUAUUAACAUCA
Molecule: messenger RNA, 1301 nt
Organism: Leguminivora glycinivorella
Lineage: Eukaryota; Metazoa; Arthropoda; Insecta; Lepidoptera; Tortricidae
Product: CLIP domain-containing serine protease 14D-like
Exons: 9
Coding region: 138-1235 (365 amino acids)
Biological process (GO): proteolysis
Molecular function (GO): serine-type endopeptidase activity
Source: RefSeq, a predicted model, not a curated record